AAAGUUUACAGUCGGCACGCUUGAAUGUUGCUGAGUUUUUAAAAAAAUCGUAUUACACUGUAGCAGUGCCUAUGCUGUUCUUUGUACAUUUCAGUUCGUCUUCAUUGUAUUGAAAGCCGCGGUGUGUGUUGUGAGGGACGAUAAAGGGAGCACAGAGUUGAGCUUCGCAUCUGCUGUUGUGGUAGAGUAGUUGGUGUUAAGGUGGAAGUUGAGUGUUGCUCCCACGUUACAUGUGCUCUUUGUUGUUUAGUUUACAUACAGUGUUACGUUACAGAGCUACAGUGAUGUCAGUAUUUUUCUUACUUUAAAAUGCGUCUGCAUGGUAGAAGUGUAAACUAACACGUACUAAUAUUUUAGUGUGGAAGUUGUUCUCGUAAUAUAGGACGGUUUUUUUUUCUUUACAAUUUAGGCGAAACGUGACCAAAUCCCACAUUGUGUCUAGAAAAACAUGCCUAUUAGGCGUUUUGGGGGUCACAGGUCUCUGGUCUCUCACUCUCAAACUCCAAAGUUGUCGUAUGGUUACCCGAAAAUGAAUAUUUCAAGAAGUGGAUACCGUGUUUUUUCUGCCAACUCUACGACUGCCUGUACCGAGCUGGCCAAGAAGAUCACAGAACGCUUGGGUGUGGAGUUGGGAAAGUCGGUGGUUUAUCAAGAGUCAAAUACAGAGACCAGAGUGGAUGUGAAAGAGUCUGUUCGUGGACAAGACAUCUUUAUCAUUCAGACCAUUCCCAGAGAUGUCAACACGGCAGUCAUGGAGCUGCUGGUUAUGGCUUAUGCCUUGAAGACAUCCUGUGCCAAAAACAUCAUUGGAGUCAUCCCCUACUUUCCUUAUAGCAAGCAGUGCAAGAUGAGGAAGAGGGGAUCCGUUGUCUGCAAGCUGCUAGCAUCCAUGUUAGCUAAAGCUGGGCUAACUCACAUCAUUACUAUGGACCUCCACCAGAAGGAAAUCCAGGGCUUCUUCAGCUUCCCUGUUGACAAUCUGAGAGCUUCCCCGUUCCUCAUCCAGUACAUUCAGGAGGAGAUCCCAGACUACAGGAAUGCCAUUAUUGUUGCCAAGUCCCCAUCAGCUGCCAAGAGAGCUCAGUCCUAUGCUGAGAGGCUGCGGCUCGGAUUGGCAGUGAUGCAUGGGGACGCUCAUCAUUCAGAGUCAGACAUGGCUGAUGGUCGACAGUCUCCCCCCUUGUCCCGCACCACCACAGGACACACCGGCCUGGAGCUGCCAUUGAUGAUGGCGAAGGAGAAGCCACCUAUCACUGUUGUUGGAGAUGUAGGAGGCAGAAUUGCCAUCAUUAUUGAUGACAUCAUAGAUGACGUGGAGGACUUUGUUGCAGCAGCAGAAAUCCUGAAGGAGAGGGGAGCCUACAAGAUCUACAUCAUGGCUACACAUGGCCUGCUGUCUGCAGAGGCACCAAGACUAAUAGAGGAAUCUGCUAUUGAUGAGGUGGUGGUGACCAACACUGUUCCCCAUGAGGUACAGAAGCUGCAGUGUCCAAAAAUCAAAACUGUGGAUGUGAGUAUGAUCCUGGCUGAGGCCAUCCGGCGCAUUCACAAUGGAGAGUCCAUGGCUUAUCUAUUCCGCAACAUCGCUUUAGACGACUGAGGCAACAUAUUCCCCGACAAAGCAGUCACACAUGACCAAUCACACACGAAGACCAAGAAUCAACAGUUUACGGUGUGCUCUUUAACUUUAUAUUUCUCAUAGUUUUUUUUUUCUGAUCAACAUGUUCAUAGACAUUUGCUCUUUUUACUGUAUGUUGCAUAUGAAGCUACACAAACUGUGUCAUUCCUCCUAUAUGUUACAUAUUGGGACUGUACAGACAAUACAGAGUUUGUUAUUUUCAUAAUAUAUGCCCCCUACCAUCUGGAGACAUUAAAUAGCACAACAUAAUGUAUCAUGUGUGGACUCUCAGUAUUUGACUUACUGAGUUUGACAAAUAAAGCUAUUUCCCUUGAGAGAGUAA
Molecule: messenger RNA, 1961 nt
Organism: Scomber japonicus (chub mackerel)
Lineage: Eukaryota; Metazoa; Chordata; Actinopteri; Scombriformes; Scombridae
Product: phosphoribosyl pyrophosphate synthase-associated protein 1-like
Exons: 10
Coding region: 449-1600 (383 amino acids)
Biological process (GO): 5-phosphoribose 1-diphosphate biosynthetic process; purine nucleotide biosynthetic process
Cellular component (GO): cytoplasm; ribose phosphate diphosphokinase complex
Molecular function (GO): ribose phosphate diphosphokinase activity; magnesium ion binding
Source: RefSeq, a predicted model, not a curated record